AGUUGCCUUGGUACUUAUGCUUAAACUAGGUAAUAUGGAAUAAUGGGCAAAUAACAAGGAAAAUGAGAUCUUCACUAAAGCUCAAAAGAAGAUUCCUCACUCUCCGUCAACUUCACUUCUCUUCUCUCCACUACACUCCAUUCCAUCUCUACAAGUAAAUCAAUUUUGGACAAGUGAAUUAUCUUCAUAUUUCUAUCUUCAGAUACCUACCUAAAUACCUAGUCAGAUAUCUCAAUUAUGACGGGGAUAUCUUUUUAUAUCUUCUCAUUUCAAGCUCUCUUGAUUCUAUGUCUACUUGUUAUCAUUGUCCUCCUCAUUCAAAAUUAUGUUGACGAAAAACAUCUCGUUGCUACACCUUCCAUUAGGAAAGACGAAGCUGUUCUUACAACAUAUGCAAGCAUCAAAAUCAACGCAUCUGCGGACCAGGUUUUCAAUGCAAUCACCUCAUUUGAAAGAUAUGGAAGUGGAUUUUCCCAAUAUAAAUGGGAUAUUGGUCAGGAUAAAAUGCCCGCCGUGGGCACGAUGGGGCUUUAUUCGGUGAGAUAUUCCCCCAUCGACAGGAGAGGUGCGCACAACUAACUUCCGUCCAGUUUCGAGUCGAAGAUAUACAGGACCGUUGCGUACCUGUUGUCUUGACUUUGCUGGAUCCUGUGCAUAAGAAGAUUGCGGCGAAGACUACCCUAUACCCCGAUUGGCUUCUUGGCACGGAGAGAGUCCAGGAAGUUGUGCCUAUUAAAGGCAAGAAGAAUAUUUGUGAGUAUAGAAACUGGACAACGUUACAGGGCUUUGCGGCAUAUUAUCCUUUGUUGACGGCGAAAGAAGAGCUUGAGGAUGUUGCUAGGGAUGCAGCUACGGAAUUGAAGAUGUUUGUUGAGACACGGAAGCACGAAGGAUGACAUUGGAAACAUAUUUAAUAAUGGACCAAAGAUCAGGAGACGAACCAAGAUUUUCUCUUGAUGGUUAGAUUUUUCUUGAGGGUACUUCCAUCGAUACCUGGGGCUUGGCAAGAGACAUUGGACAUCAUCGUACGCCAUCAAUCAUAACGAACUGG
Molecule: messenger RNA, 1051 nt
Organism: Sclerotinia trifoliorum
Lineage: Eukaryota; Fungi; Ascomycota; Leotiomycetes; Helotiales; Sclerotiniaceae
Source: the annotation of a GenBank genome assembly